GACAUCAUUCAUCAUGAACAGUAUAGCAGAAGAAUGGUUUAGAGUUACUGCUUUGCUACUCAUAGCUCAUGCAGUUUCUACUAUGGUGCUUCCCAAUUCAACUUUAUUUGAGGAAAUGCUGGAAAAAUACAUGGAUGAAGAUGGUGAAUGGUGGAUUGCAAAGCAAAGAGGAAAAAGGGCUAUCACUGACAAUGAUAUGCAAAGUAUCUUGGAUAUUCAUAAUAAAUUACGGGGUCAAGUUUAUCCACAAGCUUCCAAUAUGGAAUACAUGACAUGGGAUGUAGAGUUGGAAAGAUCUGCUCAAUCCUGGGCUGAGACCUGUCUUUGGGAACAUGGACCCACAAGUCUUCUUCCAUCCAUUGGUCAGAAUUUGGGAGCACACUGGGGAAGGUAUAGACCUCUAACUUUUCAUGUCCAAGCAUGGUAUGAUGAAGUGAGAGACUUUAGUUAUCCAUAUCCUCAAGAAUGCAAUCCUUAUUGCCCAUAUAGAUGCUCUGGGCCUGUAUGUACUCAUUAUACUCAGGUGGUAUGGGCAACAAGUAACAGAAUAGGAUGUGCAGUCAACCUGUGUUAUAAUAUGAACGUCUGGGGACAGAUAUGGCCAAAAGCAAUUUACUUAGUGUGCAAUUAUUCACCCAAGGGUAAUUGGUGGGGCCAUGCUCCAUACAAACAUGGUCGCCCAUGUUCUGCAUGUCCUCCAAGUUUUGGGGGAGGCUGUAGAGAAAAUCUUUGUUAUAAAGAAGGUUCAGAAAGGCAUUACUCUCCAGAGAUAGAAACCAAUGAAGUUGAACAGCAUCAGUUACAUGUUCAGAAUACAUUACAAAAUCAAGUACAAUCACAUGAAUCAGCCCGUGAUGACAGUGAAAGAAAUGAAGUCAUAAGCAAACAACAGAUGUCUCAAAUUGUUUCCUGUGAAGUACGGUUAAGGGACCGCUGCAAAGGAACAACAUGUAAUAGGUAUGAAUGUCCUUCUGGGUGUUUGGACAGCAGUGCCAAAGUUGUUGGAAGUGUUUAUUAUGACAUGCAAUCAAGCAUCUGCAGAGCUGCAAUACAUUAUGGUAUCCUAGACAAUGAUGGUGGCUGGGUUGAUGUUACCAGGCUAGGAAGAAGAAAUUACUUCAUAAAGUCCUAUAGAAAUGGAGUCCAGUCAAUUGGGAAAUACCUAUCGGCUAAUUCAUUCACAGUCUCUAAAGUAACAGUACAAGCUAUCACUUGCGAAACUACAGUAGAACAAUUAUGUCCAUUUUAUAAGCCAGCCACCCAUUGCCCAAGGGUCCAUUGUCCUCACAACUGCAUGCAGGCAAAUCCACACUAUGCCCGAGUGAUUGGAACUAUAAUUUAUUCUGAUGUGUCUAGUAUCUGCCGGACAGCAGUCCAUGCUGGAGUAAUUCGCAAUGAAGGCGGCUACGUUGAUAUCAUGCCAGUGGAUAAGAGAAGAAUGUACACUGCUUCAUUUCAAAAUGGCAUUUUUUCAGAAAGUUUGAGGAAUCCUCCAGGAGGCAAAGCAUUCAGAAUAUUUGCAGUGGUUUGAGGACAAGUAAAUGGCAUCUAUAAUAUAAAUUGCAAAAUUUUAAAAGAAGAGA
This is a messenger RNA of Candoia aspera, 1583 nucleotides long. It is a transcript of the gene CRISPLD1, whose product is annotated as cysteine rich secretory protein LCCL domain containing 1. Lineage: Eukaryota; Metazoa; Chordata; Lepidosauria; Squamata; Candoiidae. Bases 14 to 1531 code for a protein of 505 amino acids. The record is from RefSeq and is a predicted model, not a curated record. The transcript is spliced from 14 exons. Gene Ontology annotation, cellular component: extracellular region.